AUGGAGGAGAGCGCCGCGCGCCGCCCCUUGGAGCUGAGCCGCGAAGGAGCCGGCCUGGCCAAGCCGCCCAAGCACCUCUGGCGCCAGCCUCGCACCCACAUCCGCAUCAAGCAGCGCUUCCACUCCGACACGGAGAAGUACCUGCGCUCGGGAACCUGCGAUGCCGCGCUCCGGCCCGCCCUCCGAAACCCCAGGAUGUCCUGGCCCUCCUCGCUGUACCGCCGCUUUGAUGUCGAGAAUGGCUUCUCUCCAGGACGAAGUCCCCUUGAUUCCCAGGCCAAUCUGGGUCUGGGACUUGUUUUACAAGGCACAACACCCCACAGCCAACGUCGGGAGUCCUUCCUCUACCGAUCGGAUAGCGACUAUGACCUCUCCCCCAAAGCCAUGUCCCGCAAUUCUUCCGUCAGCAGUGACAUGCACGGAGAAGACUUGAUUGUUACUCCUUUUGCACAGGUCUUGGCCAGCCUGAGGACAGUUCGCAGCAACUUCGCUGUCUUGACCCACCUGCGGGAACAUGUCUGCAACAAGUGAAACCUUGCUGUGUGAGAGCCACCUUUGUCCCAGAUUUCCGAGAGAGAAGAUGCCUACCAAAAGUUGGCUAUCGAGACCUUGGAAGAGUUAGACUGGUGCCUGGAUCAGCUGGAGACUUUGCAAACACGUCAUUCAGUCAGUGAGAUGGCUUCCAACAAGUUUAGAAGAAUGCUCAAUCGAGAACUGACACACCUCUCGGAAACAAGCCGUUCUGGAAACCAGGUAUCCGAGUACAUCUCCAACACAUUCUUGGACAAGCAGCAUGAGGUGGAAAUCCCAACCUCUGUUCCCAAAGAAAAAGACAAGGAGAAAAAGAAGCGGCCAAUGUCACAGAUCAGUGGUGUGAAAAAACUGAUGCAUAGCUCCAGCUUCAGUUGUGCUGCCAUUCCUCGUUUUGGAGUAAAAACGGACCAGGAAGGGCCACUGAGUAAGGAACUAGAAGAUGUGAACAAAUGGGGCCUUGAUGUAUUCAAGAUUGCAGAGUACUCUGGCCACCGCCCACUAACAGUCAUCAUGUACAGCAUCUUCCAGGAAAGGGACUUGCUGAAAUCUUUUCACAUUCCUGCGGAUACCUUCAUCACAUUCAUGAUGACCCUGGAAGAUCAUUAUCAUGCUGAUGUUGCCUAUCACAACAACAUUCAUGCAGCAGAUGUUGCCCAAUCCACACAUGUAUUGCUUUCAAUGCCAGCUCUGGAGGCUGUUUUCACUGACCUCGAGAUUUUGGCUGCCAUUUUUGCAGCUGCCAUCCAUGAUGUUGACCAUCCUGGUGUUUCUAACCAGUUCCUGAUAAAUACCAAUUCAGAACUGGCACUAAUGUAUAACGAUGCAUCAGUGUUGGAGAAUCAUCAUUUGGCAGUAGGAUUCAAACUCUUGCAAGAGGAAAACUGUGAUAUUUUCCAGAAUCUCUCUAAGAAGCAACGGCAAAUGCUCCGGAAGAUGGCCAUUGACAUGGUCUUGGCAACAGAUAUGUCAAAACAUAUGAAUCUUCUGGCUGAUCUGAAGACAAUGGUAGAGACCAAGAAAGUAACCAGUUUGGGAGUCCUGCUUUUGGAUAACUACUCAGAUCGCAUUCAGGUUUUGCAGAACAUUGUACACUGUGCAGAUCUCAGUAACCCCACAAAACCACUAGAGCUCUAUCGCCAAUGGACAGACCGAAUCAUGAUAGAAUUCUUCCACCAAGGGGAUCGUGAGCGGGAGAAGGGCAUGGAGAUUAGCCCAAUGUGUGAUAAACACAAUGCCUCCAUAGAAAAGUCUCAGGUGGGAUUCAUUGAUUAUAUUGCGCAUCCACUUUGGGAAACCUGGGCUGACUUAGUUCAUCCUGAUGCUCAGGAGAUUCUGGAUACUUUAGAAGACAACCGAGAAUGGUAUCAGAGCAUGAUUCCUCAUAGUCCCUCACCUCCCCCAGAUGCAUCAGGUUUAGAGAAAAAUGGAGGAGACAAAUUCAAGUUUCAGCUUACUUUAGAGGAGGAAGAUGGAGAAGAAUCAGAUAUUGAACCAGAGAUUGAGAGCCCUCUGGAAGAGGAUAAUAGUGAAUCCAAAACCUUGGGGACAACUGAUGAUUCAGAAUCUGCAAAUGAGCCAUUGCCUUCUCCAACAGACAAAUUGGCCAGCCCCCACAGAAAUGCCCUAAUCAAACAAAAAGGUGCACUGAACUUUGACAACCAAAGAACACUUUCACAGACUGAUAGUGGUUCCAUAGCAGAUCCAGUUGAGUUAGCAAGAAGAGAGAGCCUGAUUGAUGCACAAUCGUGUCUUGACAUGGAAGGAAAUAUCACCUUUUUGCCUCUUGGGACGUAG
Molecule: messenger RNA, 2328 nt
Organism: Protobothrops mucrosquamatus (brown spotted pit viper)
Lineage: Eukaryota; Metazoa; Chordata; Lepidosauria; Squamata; Viperidae
Gene: PDE4C
Product: phosphodiesterase 4C
Exons: 15
Biological process (GO): signal transduction
Cellular component (GO): perinuclear region of cytoplasm; nucleus; cytosol
Molecular function (GO): 3',5'-cyclic-AMP phosphodiesterase activity
Source: RefSeq, a predicted model, not a curated record